Messenger RNA from Anisakis simplex (herring worm), 651 nucleotides. NCBI's taxonomy places the organism in Eukaryota, Metazoa, Nematoda, Chromadorea, Rhabditida, Anisakidae. The record is from the annotation of a GenBank genome assembly.
CCAUUUGAUGUUGACGGCGUAAGGUCAUUCAUUGAGGCGCAUUCGUCGCUCUAUAAGAAUGGAGAACAUAUCGUACUACCGAAGAAGAAGGAGCCUUCUUCGGAAAUGAUGCGACAUAAACUGAACUUAUUGAGUGGCGUUUCGGAUGUGAAAAAAACAACCAUCGAUAUACCAACUACCUUCGAAUCGUUCCAACCAGAAAGUGAACUGAGAGAUGAAGCACUCGUUCCUGUAGUGAUACGCAUGAAGGCAUUUAAAGAAAAUAUUUUGCACAGAGAAGCUCCUGAUCCAGUCGAACUGACGAUUCGUCGCCUAACGUGUUAUUCGGUUGCCCAAGGUGUCAUUUAUCAUUGUUGUCGGAACGACGACGAAACGGCCGCUAAUAUGGGACGAUAUGGACACGGAUAUAACGUCUGUUCGUGCGCUCCAUCGAAUCUGUCUCGAAAGAAGCGACUGAAGCGUUGGAUACUUCUAGCGUUGCUAUCGUUGUUGAUACCGUGUCUUUGCUGCUACGUACCAGCGCACUAUGCAUACGGUUGUUGCUGUAAGGCGAAACGAGGCCGUCACAAGCCGUGCCUGAAUCCGAACGAACGUGAUUAUUUGCUGGCCAGGCGACGUACCAGCCGAGCCAUGUCACGACUAUCGUUUUGA